AUGAAAAAGAUACGAGAUAAAAUGCUAUCAUUAAGAAUUAAAUACGCUCUGGCUCAUUUAUCGCGUAAAGAACACACCGCGCGGUUAGCGCGUCCGAAUUGGAGAAGGCUUCGCAGAAUCGAUCCGAAUGUCCUGACGGCCCCUUUCAAGGUACCGCGCUCAGCUUUAAGGAGUCGCAUCUCAAGGCGCAUCCGGAUUAUGGCGCAACCAAAAUACGUAACUAAGAAAUACGAUCCCACAUCGAUGCCACCUCCUUAUCCACGCAUUCAUCCGAAGACGCUCGCAGCGAAACCGACCAAACGUAUCGUCGAUCUGGCAUUACCCAAGCGAAGAGUUUUACUAGAGACGAUGAAAUUGGCAGCUACCAAAAACGUGAAGGCAACCGUAAGCGAUCUGCUGGUGAAGGUUCGAAAGUCGCGGUACCGGCGAUAUCGCGUAUUCUGCAACGCACGUCAAGAACGAGAAGCCAAGAAAAAGAGGAAACGAAUGGCCAAGUUACGCAGGGCUCUAACAAAACCGGAGGACUGGCAAAGGCACAUGCGGGUAUUGGAAAGACUAGCUGCGCCAAAAUUUCCUGCAAAACCCAAACGAAAGAAACUCAAAUCGAGGCCGAUUGACAUGGAGAGAUUGGCAUCAAUGGCGUUACCGGUGAUUCGACAAGUGCCAGAUGUCAAGGAGCCGUUCACAGUGGCGUUAAGCGCGCUCACUUACAAGAUCAGCAAGCGAACAGAGAGACUCGCCAUACGAAAGAAACAGCCAGAGAUCCUGCCGCGGAUACCAGGCACCGUUUCACCAGCUGCAUUGAAAGCUAUAGCAUCCGAGAGAAUGAUCGCUCUGGCGAAACCAGCUCAACGACCACCGGGCAGAGAGACGGACCUUCGAGAGGAUGCCUUCACCGUUUCACCGAUGGCGUUAAAGGCGAAAUGCUCCAAACGUUUGAAAAUUCUCGCCAAACCGAAGACCUAUCCUAAACCCACGUUCAGACGACCGAGAUUGCGGACUGCGCGCAAACCAUGAAACGUCAGAAAUACGAAAUGGAACCGUAUAUCCUGAAACCACAUUAAUUCGGAUUUGUUCUUUGAAUACAGAUGCGCAUCAAAAAUUAAAGAUCACCCAUGACAAUGUGUCUCUAUACGUUUCCAUGUGUUUCCGCAUAAUCUCGUAAAUGUGGAAAUUACAGUAAACUUUCUGCUGUUUCUCUAUGAAAAAGUACAUACGUAUAAAUAUUGUAAUGAAACGUUAAUGUCUAGGGAUGAAAUAUGCCCUAGAGAGAAAAAUCGUUUAUAUAGAUAUCCAGUUACUCCAAACGUUUUGUUUACCAGAAAAUAUUCGUUUCCGUUAAUUAAUUCCGUUUAUAGAGACACUAUCGGAAAUUAUCAGAACGGUGAUGCUGCACACGAGAUAAUGGGAACGCGACUUGUGUUAGCGAGCGCAUUCACAUUAUCACGAAUCUAUAUUAUCACGUGCUUUGAUUUAUUCAUGAAACCUGCGUGUAUCUAUCGUAACUCGUGACAUGUUAUUUUGCAAACCGCUAGAAUUUGUUGCAUGUAAUGUAAUGUGUCAAAAAGUCUCUACAGAUUCGUCGUGUUACGCAAUUAGCGCAAAAGCGUGACAAAAGCGUGAGACGUAACUAUGCUGACUGAAUUAGGCCAGCUAGCAAUCCGUUUGCGCUCGAAAUAGAUUAGCGUUUCGUAACGUUAUAACGAACAUUCUAGCAAUUCGCGCAACUUCGUAAAGACAUUCCGCGUCUCGUGAUAUCCGGUGGAAAGACGAGUCGAGGGUGGUGGAGCGUUUUAGACUUUAACGUGUUCGGUAUUUUCUUAUUUGUGGAAGGUAUGCGCGCGGGGAAAUACGACACACGCCCUUUAGUGAUAUUAAAGGGACGUUUAUACGCGGCGGAGCGCGCAGGAACGCGCAUUGCUGUCUUGCGCUCUAAGCGCAAUUCUAUUUACACGGUAGAUGGUAAACAAAAAUGAUGAAUAAAUACGUAAAUGCUAUGAUAAUUCAUAAUAAUUAUAGUUAAAUUUGAAAUUGUUAAUGCGCUCAGCGAAUAUAUAUUUCCUGUAAAUACGAUUUCCAUACCAUUCCAAGUAAAUAUUUAAAUUAUUCA
This is a messenger RNA of Ooceraea biroi (clonal raider ant), 2110 nucleotides long. It is a transcript of the gene Theg, whose product is annotated as Testicular haploid expressed gene. The record is from RefSeq and is a predicted model, not a curated record. Lineage: Eukaryota; Metazoa; Arthropoda; Insecta; Hymenoptera; Formicidae.